AUGGGUGGCAAGAUCGAUGCUUACAUAGACAUUGCAUCACUGUAUAGUUAUAUCGCCUUCACUCACAUAGUCAACAACCAGGAACUUCUUGCAGCUCAUGGGGUCCAGAUAGAUAUCCACCCGGUUCUUCUUGGUGCCAUCAACAACGCUUCAGGAAAUAAACCACCAUGGACCCUCCCAGCCAAGGCAGAGUACGGCACCUUUGACGCCCGCCGCUCCUCCGCCCGAGCAGGCAAGCCCGACAUCACCACCCCCGAGAGCUUCAUGGAGCGAAGCAUGACGAUCGGCCCCCUCCGCGCCCUGCACUUCAUUAAGGCAAACUACCCAGACGCCACCUACCAGACGGCAUGGCACUGGUUCCUCCACUGCUUCUGGGAGCCGCCCAACCUCAACCUCACGAAGCCCGACGUCCUGGCCAAGGCGAUCGCGGACGCGCCUAAGCAGUACCCACCGCCCGCCGGCGGCAACACGCAAGAAGGAUUGUUCAGCGAGGCGGACGUGAAGAAGAUCCUGCAGGGGGCCGGGUCGCAGGAGAUCAAGGACUCGGUCAAGGCCAAGACGCAGGAGGCGAUUGAUCAUGGUGCGUUUGGCGCGCCGUGGUUCUGGGCUGUGAACGAGCAGGGCAAGGGCGAGCCCUUUUUUGGGAGCGAUAGGUUUCACUUCAUCUAUGAGUACCUGGGCGUCCCUUACCAGGACAUUGCCAUCUUGCCACCUGGAGGCAAGGCGACCGCGAAGCUGUAG
Molecule: messenger RNA, 741 nt
Organism: Colletotrichum phormii
Lineage: Eukaryota; Fungi; Ascomycota; Sordariomycetes; Glomerellales; Glomerellaceae
Product: DSBA-like thioredoxin domain-containing protein
Exons: 4
Coding region: 1-741 (246 amino acids)
Biological process (GO): glutathione metabolic process
Cellular component (GO): peroxisome; mitochondrion
Molecular function (GO): glutathione peroxidase activity; glutathione transferase activity
Source: RefSeq, a predicted model, not a curated record